Molecule: messenger RNA, 701 nt
Organism: Polychytrium aggregatum
Lineage: Eukaryota; Fungi; Chytridiomycota; Chytridiomycetes; Polychytriales
Product: ribonuclease H-like domain-containing protein
Exons: 4
Coding region: 76-627 (183 amino acids)
Cellular component (GO): mitochondrion
Molecular function (GO): nucleic acid binding; 3'-5'-RNA exonuclease activity
Source: RefSeq, a predicted model, not a curated record
AACCGGCGCGUCUCAUCUCUGCAUCGCCCGCUGUUGGCUUGACCCUUGCCCGCCCCAUUCACUUGUUUGGCAACCAUGAGCGACCAUCUGUUUUGGGUUGAUCUGGAGAUGACCGGCCUCGAUCUCGAGAAGGACCACAUUAUCGAAGUUGCGUGCAUCAUCACCGAUGCUCAGCUGAACAUCGUUGCCCAGGGCCCGCAUCUGGUGAUUCACCAGCCCAAGCAAGUCAUGGAUGCAAUGAACGAAUGGUGCAUCCAGCACCAUGGAGCCUCGGGCCUUACCCAGGCCGUGCUCGAGUCCACGACGACAAUUGAAGAAGCCCAGAGCGAGGUCCUCGCCUUUGUCAAGUCGCACUGCUCAAAACCCCGGGUGCUGCCGCUCGCUGGCAACUCGGUCCAUGCCGACAAACAGUUCAUCCAAAAGGAGAUGCCUCAGCUGGCCGAGCACCUGCACUACCGCAUCGUAGAUGUCUCGACCGUCAAGGAGCUCUGUCGCCGCUGGUACCCGGAGGCCUUUGCUGCUGCCCCUCCCAAGCGUGCGGGUCAUCGCGCCCUCGACGAUAUCAUCGAGAGCAUCGAGGAGCUCAAGUACUAUCGCCGGGCUAUUUUUACGGCGCUUCCAAAAUGAAAUGGGACACUCCUGUUUUUGAGCCAUGACAGUGUGUUUUUCUGGAACCUGAAUACACCCACCCACUCAUCGCA